AUGAACUGGCAUACAAAUUUAGUGCUCCUAGUAACACUGGUUGUAGGACACAUUUUUACUGCUGCAGCUCAAAAUGCCUCCGGCUCUGUGACAACUUGUUUGGUCUCGCAAUACUUAGACGAUAGUACUGGCGAGUGCGUCAACUACAAGGAUCAAGGUGAAAAGGCUCAGGCCGACUACGGCCAAGCGGUGAACUCAGGAAAUACGGCAUGGUUACUUACGGCCAGUGCCAUGGUCAUGAUCAUGACACCGGGAGUUGCUUUCUUCUACGCUGGUCUUGCUGGUGAGAAAAUGGCAUCCAACACUAUCUUAAUGUCAUUUGUCAGCAUGGCCUUAGUGUCAAUUCAAUUUUGGGCUUUUGGAUACUCAGUGGCAUUCGGAUCUAAUGGUAUGUUCGAGUGGGCUGCUUACAACAAUGUGGGAAAAACCCCGAGCGGCACCGCUCAGCUUCUUGAAACAUACAAGGUGGAAUGA
Plasmopara halstedii is the source of this 474-nucleotide messenger RNA. Its product is annotated as ammonium transporter family. Gene Ontology annotation, biological process: ammonium transmembrane transport. The transcript is spliced from 2 exons. The record is from RefSeq and is a predicted model, not a curated record. NCBI's taxonomy places the organism in Eukaryota, Oomycota, Peronosporomycetes, Peronosporales, Peronosporaceae. Gene Ontology annotation, molecular function: ammonium channel activity. The coding region runs from base 1 to 474 and encodes 157 amino acids. Gene Ontology annotation, cellular component: plasma membrane.